Photinus pyralis (common eastern firefly) is the source of this 1400-nucleotide messenger RNA. It is a transcript of the gene Nf-YC, whose product is annotated as nuclear transcription factor Y subunit gamma. Gene Ontology annotation, cellular component: nucleus; CCAAT-binding factor complex. Bases 293 to 1282 code for a protein of 329 amino acids. The transcript is spliced from 8 exons. Gene Ontology annotation, biological process: regulation of DNA-templated transcription. Gene Ontology annotation, molecular function: DNA-binding transcription activator activity, RNA polymerase II-specific; protein heterodimerization activity; DNA binding. The record is from RefSeq and is a predicted model, not a curated record. NCBI's taxonomy places the organism in Eukaryota, Metazoa, Arthropoda, Insecta, Coleoptera, Lampyridae.
UGAAUCAUUUUAAUUUAUUAUUUAUUAUCUACCGAUACGUUUGAAUACAAGUAGGUAAUUUUAACACGUCUUGUGGUAUUUAUCGUUUCCAAUUUCAAUUUGUAUUAGUUGGUUGGUAGCAAUGAUAAUUGUGUAGUCGACAACGAAUGGUUUAUUGAGUUCACUGUGCCGUUUGAUUGGGCUGAAUAAUUUCGAACAAUUUCAUGAUUGGCCCUCAUUUUGUUACAAAAUAAACUUGAAAUACGAAAUCAAUUUGAUUUAAUAAUAAAUAAAAGUAAAAGCAGAAAUCGGAAUGUCAGUGUUCUUCGUAAACGCCAGUGGUGACAAUGUUGAGGUGGACCAAAAAUCCGAUUUGCAGCAAACAGUGUCGGAUGAUCAAAUCUCGUCACAAAGCGAAGCACAGGCGGCAUUGCAACAAUUUUGGCCGAGAGUGAUGGAGGAAAUUAAAGCAAUCGCUACUAUGGAUCUACGGCAACAAGUUUUGCCCUUGGCAAGGAUUAAAAAAAUUAUGAAACUCGACGAUGAGGUUAAAAUGAUUUCUGCAGAAGCACCGCUUUUAUUUGCAAAGGCAGCCGAAAUAUUUAUUCACGAGUUAACGUUAAGAGCUUGGGUGCACACUGAAGAUAAUAAAAGAAGAACAUUGCAGCGGAAUGACAUUGCCAUGGCAAUCACGAAGUUUGAUCAAUUUGAUUUUCUUAUCGACAUUGUUCCACGUGAUGAUAUUAAACCAAAUAAACCAAGAGAUGAAAGCGGACGACCUGCUGUUAAUUCUGAACAGGUUCAUUAUUAUUUGCAACUCGCUCAACAAGCUCAACAGCAACUCCAACAGCUGCAACCCAGCACAUCACCGUCUGCCAGUACAACAAAUUCAUCUGUUACACAAAACGCAAUUCAAAUCGUACAACCCCAAGUGCAAGCAGUUCCAGUGAAUGCCUUAGAGCAGAACAACACCAGCGUGGCGGCAACAACUACAACAUCGACAGCACAACCAUCUGUGGUUAUUCAAAAUCCCACAUCGCCACAGUCCUCUAACGGAAAUAUUCACAUUGUACAACAAAUCGUAACUCCUGGGGGAGAAAUACAACAAAUUCCCAUUCAGUUGACCCCUCAACAAUUACAAAUGAUCAGAAUGCAACUCCAGAGUAAUACGAAUCAACCUCUCAUCAUUCAAGCAGCUCCCAUACAAACAAUUCAACCACAAGUUAUACAGGUAACUCAACAAAAUUCAAAUGCUCAGCCUGUUUACCUAACUGAAAACAAUGGAAAUACAGAAAGUGAAUAAUAAAAGAAAUAUAUAAAAACAGUGCAUCAAAACUUUCAUAUUGUCACUUUUGUUAUUUCAUGUAGUGUAAGUUAUUGUACAUGUAGGUAAUUUUAAUAACAUUUAUUUAUUAAAUAUU